AUGUCCUUGGAUCCAGCUGCCGAUUUUCUUGCAGGGGCUCUCUCUAAACCCACAAUUAGAAUGGUGCCAAGCAAUGUGGUAACCAGUGGGAACCAGGUGACCAUCUUCUGUGAAGGAUCCUUACAUGCCCAGGAAUAUUGUCUCUACAAAGAAGGAAGUAAAGAUUACUGGAUGCCAACAACCCCUUUAAAAACUGAGAACAAAGCCAGGUUCUAUAUUUCAUCAAUUCAGUGGGCCCAUUCAGGCCGAUAUUGGUGUUCCUAUAAAAGCCUCAUUAACAUGUCAGAAUGGAAAAGUGACAUCAUGGAACUUGUGGUGACAGGUGUUUACCGAGGCAAAGUCACCCUGUCAGCCAUUCCCAAGUAUGUUGUGAUCUCAGGAGAGCAUGUGACCCUUCAGUGUUUCUCAAAAGUGGCCUAUGACAGGUUCAUUCUAAUGAAGGAAGAUGAGAAGCUCUCCAUGGCUGUGCCAGCACGGAAAAGAUACACUGGGAGAUUCCAGGCCAUGUUCACAGUGGGUCCUGUGACUCCCAACCAGAGAUGGAGGUUCACAUGCUAUGGAUAUUACUUGAGUAAUUCCCAGAUAUGGUCACUUCCCAGUAACCACCUAGAUCUCUUGGUCCCAGAGUCCAAAGACCAAUCAUCCACCACCACUGAGAAUGCAACAGAACUUGGCCACAAAUCGUGUAUAGUGACCUACAACAUUGGUGACCUCUGCUACGUCAACUAUACUCCAGUGGAUAGCCACACACCCAAGAGUAUACAGGCAGCGUUCAUUAACGAAUUUGCUAGAGACAACUACAAGCACAUGGAAGGAGCCUACAGGCUGAAAGACAUCUUAGUCUAUAAAUGCUCGCUUUGUCCUUACUACGUUUUCUAG
Molecule: messenger RNA, 879 nt
Organism: Psammomys obesus (fat sand rat)
Lineage: Eukaryota; Metazoa; Chordata; Mammalia; Rodentia; Muridae
Product: leukocyte immunoglobulin-like receptor subfamily A member 5
Exons: 6
Coding region: 1-879 (292 amino acids)
Biological process (GO): cytokine-mediated signaling pathway
Molecular function (GO): inhibitory MHC class I receptor activity
Source: RefSeq, a predicted model, not a curated record